Molecule: messenger RNA, 1414 nt
Organism: Meloidogyne enterolobii
Lineage: Eukaryota; Metazoa; Nematoda; Chromadorea; Rhabditida; Meloidogynidae
Source: the annotation of a GenBank genome assembly
UCUUUUAGGUGUUCGUUACGGUCGUGUCCCUAAAAGAGAAAAAGAAAAGUUAAGAGAAGAAAUGAGAAGAGAUUCAGUUCGCUCUGUUUUUGAACAUUUAAAUUUUGAAUUAAGUAAUGAAGAACGUCUUUUAGAAAAAUUAGAAAAAGGGUGGAAAGAAUUAGAAAAUGAUUUGAGAAUUAUUUUAAAAAGAAAAGAAGAAGAAAAUAAUGUUGAAGAAGAAAAAAUUAUUGAUAGUAAUAAAUUAUGUUUAUUGGCAAAAGCUGUUGUUCGUUUUGCUGAAAAUAUUGGAGGUUUCCGGUUGUUAAGGAUAGAUGAUCAAGCACAAGUUUUAAAAGAAUCUUUAUACCCCGUUCUUCUUCUUCGAUUUUGUUCACUUCGUUUAUUUCCAAAUAAUGAUAGACUUUUUGAUUUGGCUAAUAUUCCUUUAGCUUUACUUCUUCCAACUUCUUCCUUUUCUGCCCUACGUGACUGCACAGUUGAAUUAAUCAUUAGAAUAAGAGCAGCUCGUAGACCGACGGACUUACCUCUAUCAGAUCAACAAUUAGCUAUUUGUGCAGCUGUUUGUCUUUGUCGAUUAGAAGGUGCGGGGGAAUGUGCUUCUGGAGGGGCAACCUCAACAGCAUCAUUUAAUGGAAUGACAGCAAAUACUUUUAUAAAUGCCUGGGAUGAGCAAUCUGACCAAUUGGGACAAGCUGUUUGUAGACGAAUUAGAGAAAAAUUCUCGAGCUUAUUAAAUUAUUCUUUAAAUGUUUCUAGACUACAACAACACCCAAUACCUGCUCAGUGUGGAUUUGGGCCUACUCCAUUGAGAACUGAUUUAUUGGAUCGACAAAAUUUAGCAUCAUUAUUUGAAAGUCUCAAAAAGUGUAAAGAACUUUAUUCACAUUUUUUAAAUGCCAAUAUUUGCAAAAAUAUUCCUUUCGAACUUUUUUCUCCAAAAAUAAAUUUAAUUGAAAAUAACAGAAAAAGGAAAAUAUUGGAAAAUGAAGAAGAAAAUAAUAAAAAAGAAUUUUUAUUAAAAAAUAAAAUAUUAUCACCAGAAAUUAAUAAAAAAGAGGAAGAAAUUAUUAAAAUUAAUAAUAAUCAACAACAACAAAUAAAUAAAAAAUUGGAUAUGCCAAUACUUCGACAAGUUUUAGAACAACAACAACAAAUAAUACCUUCUCCAACAAUUAAUAAUAAUUUAAAUAAUGGAUUAAGUUUAAGAGAAAGACAUAAAGAAAUGGCUUUAUUACUUGAAAGACCUCCAUUAAUUUCUAUUUUAGAUGAAAAGGAGGAAGAGGAAGGAAAGGAGGAUUUAGUAAUUGUUGUGGAAGAAGAAGAAAAAAAUAAAAAUAAUGUUGAAGAAGAAAAAGAAGAGGAGGAAGAAGAACAGCCAUUAAAUUUAUGUUUGCGUGAUGGGGCUAAUUAA